AUGGCUGCCACACCGGCACCCGGCCAGCACUUACUGCUCAAACAUCAGUCAGGCUCUGAACAGCCAGAGCCUGCCCUGCCGUACUCCAGCAGCGACAUCGUUCAUCCCAUCAAGGUUGACGAGAGCGGCUCGUUCCUGUCCUACGAUUUGUCCCACCGGGCACUUCACCGAAGGUCUCCUUCCUCCAGGAGCAAGUUUCUUGCCUUCUAUGAACUGCAUUACAAAGGACAACCCCUGAAAUUCAACCUGAGCCUCAACCACAACCUCCUGGCGCCCGGCUUCGUCAGCGAGAGGCGAUACGGGGGGAUCGCUAAUGCCAAGAUCCAGUCUCACGCGUACAACAACUGCCAUAUGAUCGGGGAGGUGCAGAGCCGGGCGCUGGCGGGAGGGCUGGCCGUGCUCAGCACGUGUGAUGGUCUGAAAGGUGUGUUUCGGCUCAUGAACGAGGACUAUUUCAUCGAACCGGUGUCCGCCAGCUUUCAGGAGGCCGGAGCAGCGCAGCCCCACAGGAUAUACAAGCGCCAGGCGCCCGAGCACGGGGCAGAGCAAGGCAGGAGGCCACCAGCUCCACGGGAAACCUGUGGCGUCCAAGAAUCUCAGGAAAGCCUGGAGAGGUCUGAGAAACGGAGGGAAAGAUGGGAACAGAAGCAGCGCAGGAUGAGAAGGAUAAAGCAGCGCUCCAUCAGCAAGGAGAAGUGGGUGGAAACGCUGGUGGUGGCAGACACCAAGAUGAUAGAAUACCAUGGGAGCGAGAACAUAGAGAAGUACGUGCUGACCGUGAUGAACAUGGUGGCGGGUCUGUUCCACCACGCCAGCAUCGGGAACCCCAUCAACAUCGCCAUAGUGCGACUCAUCCUGCUGGAGGACGAAGAGGAGGAUCUGAAAAUCUCCCACCACGCAGACAACACCUUGAGAAGCUUUUGCAAAUGGCAGAAGAGCAUCAACGUUAAAGGAGAUUCCCAUCCCCUGCAUCACGACGUCGCAGUCCUGCUCACGAGGAAGGACAUCUGCGCAGCCAUGAACAGACCCUGCGAGACCCUGGGUCUGUCCCACGUGGCGGGGAUGUGCCAGCCCCACAGGAGCUGCAACAUCAACGAGGACACGGGACUGCCCCUGGCCUUCACUGUGGCCCACGAGCUCGGACACAGUUUUGGGAUUCAGCAUGAUGGAAGCAGCAAUGACUGUGAGCCAGUUGGGAAAAGACCUUUCAUCAUGUCUCCACAGCUCCUGUAUGACACGUCCCCGCUCACCUGGUCCCGCUGCAGCCGGGAGUACAUCACACGAUUCCUCGACCGGGGCUGGGGGCUGUGCCUGGAUGACCCCCCUGCCCGGGAGGUGCUGGACUACCCCUUGGUGCCCCCGGGCGUCCUCUACGACGUGGGCCACCAGUGCCGGCUGCAGUACGGCCCCUACUCCACCUUCUGUGAGGACAUGGAUAGCGUCUGCAACACGUUGUGGUGCACGGUGGGGAACACGUGCCACUCCAAGCUGGACGCUGCCGUGGACGGCACGGCGUGCGGGGAGAACAAGUGGUGCUUCAACGGCGAGUGCGUGCCGGUGGGUUACCGUCCCGACGCGAUCGACGGCGGCUGGGGCUCCUGGAGCUCGUGGGCAGCGUGCUCGCGCAGCUGCGGCGCGGGCGUGCAGAGCGCGGAGAGGCAGUGCAGCAGCCCCACGCCAAAGUACGGGGGCCGGUACUGCCUGGGGGAGCGGAAGCGGUUCCGGAUUUGCAACGUCAAGCCGUGUCCCCUCGACAAGCCCUCCUUCCGCCAGGUCCAGUGCAGCCAGUUCAACCCCAUGCUCUACAAAGGGAAACUCUACAGGUGGACGCCGGUGCCCAACAACAUUAACCCCUGCGAGCUGCACUGCCGGCCGGAGGACGAAUACUUUGCAGAAAAGCUGCGGGAUGCCGUCAUCGACGGGACGCCGUGCUACGAGAUGAACGCCAGCCGCGACAUGUGCAUCAACGGCAUCUGCAAGAACGUGGGCUGCGACUACGAGAUUGACUCCAACGCGGUGGAGGACCGGUGCGGCGUCUGCCACGGGGACGGCUCCACCUGCCACACCGUCAAGAAGACCUUCGAGGACAGCGAGGGGCUGGGUUACGUUGAUAUUGGGAUUAUCCCUGUGGGAGCACGCGAGAUCCGGAUUGAAGAAGUCGCAGAAGCUGGGAAUUUCCUGGCGCUGCGGAGUGAGGACCCGGAGAAGUAUUUCCUCAACGGCGGAUGGACCAUCCAGUGGAAUGGGGACUACAGGGUGGCGGGGACCACCUUCACCUACAAGAGGACAGGGAACUGGGAGAACCUCACCUCCCCAGGGCCCACCGUGGAGCCGGUGUGGAUCCAGCUGCUGUUCCAGGAGACCAACCCCGGCGUGCGGUACCAGUACACCAUCCAGCGCCCGGCCGACAGCGAGAACGAGAUCGAGCAGACGGAGUUCCUCUGGCGCUUCGGCUCCUGGACCACGUGCACCGCCACGUGCGGGACCGGGGUGCAGCGGCAGAUCGUGCACUGUGUGGAGAAGCUGGCCGGCAUCGUGGAGGAGCGGUACUGCGACGCGCUUACCCGCCCCGACGACCAGCAGAGGAAGAGCAGCGAGGAGCCCUGUCCCGCCAGGUGGUGGGUCGGCGAGUGGCAGAAAUGCUCGUCCACCUGCGGCCGCUCGGGGCUGAUGAAGAGGACGGUGCUGUGCAUCCAGAGCGUGGGGCUGGACGAGCAGAGGGCCUUGCAGCACGCGGACUGCCAGCACCUCUCCAAGCCAGAGGCCACGGCGCCCUGUCACCGGGAGGUCCCCUGUCCCUCCCAGUGGGCCGUGGGGAACUGGUCUGAGUGCUCCGCGACGUGUGGAAACGGGACACAGAGGCGCCCUGUUUACUGCAGCAACAGCACUGGAGCCGCUUGUGACCCUGCAGAAAGACCCAGCUCGGAAACUAUUUGCUCUUUGCCGCAGUGCCAGAAGAAAUUAGACAGUGCCAAUAUGGACUGGUCUGGCAGCGGGUCCUCCAGUAGAGAAAUAUUUAAUGAAAUCCAUUAUAUCCCCAGCAACAGCAUUCCUAAAUUUAACCCCUUAAUUCCAAAUAUUCCAGAAUCCAAUGAUGUCAAUAUCAUCACUGAGGAGGACUUCUCAGCCAGAAAGGGAAAUGUCUUUGUUGACGAUUUUUACUAUGAUUAUAAUUUUAUCAACUUCCAUGAGGAUCUGUCGUACUAUCCCUUCACGGAGAAGGAGACCAAAGGCGAGGAGCCUAAGCCAGAGCUGAGCAUCAACGAUGUGGAGGGGUCACACGAGAUGUCCACUGAUGUCCUGCACACUGCCAAGCCGGGAGGAGGAGCAAGUGAGGACCAUCUGGUGACCAGCAAAGCAGAGACUUCUGCUCCUGUGCAUGGUGAAGGAGAGACGGAGCCUGGGGGUUUAGCCAUGAAUGACCUCCUGAGUGUGGUCCCUGAGGACGCAGGGACAGCCGCUCCCAAAUAUGCCAUCCCUGACUUCAUGGGUGAGAUGGAGGAUGCAACGCUUGUGCCCCGCUCCGAGAACCACCUGCCCACCAUGAGCUGGGACUCUGCGAACAGCCACGACCACCCGCCCCCGGAUGAGCCCUGGGGAGCCAUGCCGACGAGGGCCGCUCCUGGGCAGGAUGCUCCAGCCCAUGGCCCCGCUCCCUGGGCUCCUUACCCGGCCGAUCCCUCCCCACCGCUGCCGGCUGGCAGGGGCAGCGCCGGCGCAGACCCGUCCGACAGCCUGGGAGAGCCGGGGAGCAGCAGCGAGGGGCGUGCGAGCACAGAGGGGCCGAGUAACGCCGGCAGUGAGGAGCAGGACGUGGCCGGCUCUGCGGGGAGAGGCCAUGAAGACUCAAGGGAAAUGGGGCUUGUCAUCGCUGGUGAUGCUAACGGUGCUGCCAACGGUGCUGCCCCCGAGAGCAAGGAGCAGGAAGGGUGGGCAGAAAUGCCGGAGGGGAUGGCGGGCACACAUGCCGCAAUGGUGGCCGAGGAGCAACCGACCUCCCGCUGGGCCCUGGUCAGCAGUGCCGUGCCAGGGGAGCACUCGCCAUGGGCAACCCCAGGGACAUUUGCUUUCGGUGAUGGGGAGCAUGAGUUAUCCCAGCCCACCCCUGCCCCACUGCCGCUCUGGGAGGAGGACGAGAGGGAGAAGGAGGAGGCUUUGCUUCCAGCAUCCACCACCGUGGCAGCCACUGCGAUGCCCAGCUGGGAGGUCGGGAACUGGAGCGAGUGCUCGGCCACCUGCGGCGUGGGCGCGACCUGCAGCUCCGCCAGCAACGACGGCUGCGCCGCGGCCAACAAACCCGUCCCUGCUCGGAGGUGUUCCCUGAGACCGUGUUCGUCGUGGCGCGUGGGGAACUGGAGUAAGUGCUCCAGGAGCUGUGGUGGGGGGAUGAAGGUUCGGGACGUGCAUUGCAUUGACACCAGGGACCAGAGGCUCCUACGGCCCUUCCACUGCCAGGCUGUCCUCUACAAACCGCCGGCACAGCUGCCCUGCCAGAGCACGCCAUGCCUGGACUGGUACACGUCCUCCUGGAGAGAGUGCACGGCUCCCUGCGGCGGGGGCAUCCAGCGGCGCCAGGUCAAGUGCAUCAACACCAAGACGGGGCUGGCCGAGGAGGACAGCAGCCUCUGCGACCACGAGCCCUGGCCCGAGAGCACCCAGAAGUGCAACCCGCAGGACUGCGAGGGCUCCGAGUCAGGCUUCGUCUGUGAGCGCGACCGCUUGACGUUCAGCUUCUGCCAGACCCUGCGGGUCCUGGGAAGGUGCCACCUCCCAACGGUCCACCUCCAGUGCUGCCGAAGCUGCCGCCAGCACGGGCACCGCGCAGCGCCCGACCGGGACCGCGGGGACGAGCGGGCCUCCAGGAGGUGA
Messenger RNA from Charadrius vociferus (killdeer), 4869 nucleotides. It is a transcript of the gene ADAMTS7, whose product is annotated as ADAM metallopeptidase with thrombospondin type 1 motif, 7. Gene Ontology annotation, cellular component: extracellular matrix. NCBI's taxonomy places the organism in Eukaryota, Metazoa, Chordata, Aves, Charadriiformes, Charadriidae. The record is from RefSeq and is a predicted model, not a curated record. Gene Ontology annotation, molecular function: metalloendopeptidase activity. Gene Ontology annotation, biological process: extracellular matrix organization; proteolysis.